Pygocentrus nattereri (red-bellied piranha) is the source of this 1806-nucleotide messenger RNA. RefSeq names its product neuropeptide FF receptor 1 like 3 (gene npffr1l3). The record is from RefSeq and is a predicted model, not a curated record. Gene Ontology annotation, molecular function: neuropeptide receptor activity; peptide binding. Gene Ontology annotation, biological process: G protein-coupled receptor signaling pathway. The coding region runs from base 24 to 1436 and encodes 470 amino acids. Gene Ontology annotation, cellular component: membrane. The transcript is spliced from 4 exons. NCBI's taxonomy places the organism in Eukaryota, Metazoa, Chordata, Actinopteri, Characiformes, Serrasalmidae.
UUUCACUCCAAGGUUUGCCACACAUGCCCAUGGAGGGUCAAUUUGAGAGAGACAAAAUUGGUACGGAUGGAGAAUCUUGGGAACUGUCGACUCUAUACAUGAUCUCAGCCUAUGACAUCAACAUCACCAACAGCACCAACUCGACUCCAGUGGAGGAGAUCUUAUACUCUCCGUAUUACCAGCACUCGCUAGGCAUGGCGGCAGUGUUCAUCCUGGCCUACCUCUUCAUCUUCCUGCUCUGCAUGAUAGGAAAUGGCGUGGUAUGUCUCAUAGUCCUGAGGAACCGCCGCAUGUGGACGGUCACUAACGUCUUCAUCCUCAACCUUUCCAUCAGUGAUCUGCUUGUGGGUAUCUUCUGCAUACCCACAACCUUAGUGGACAACCUCAUCACAGGUUGGCCCUUCAGUAAUAUGAUAUGCAAACUGAGCGGCCUGGUGCAAGGAAUGUCUGUCUGUGCCUCAGUCUUCACGCUCGUUGCCAUUGCGGUGGACAGGUUCCGUUGCAUUGUUUACCCUUUUAAGCCCAAACUUACACUGUUUGUUGCUAAGGCAACCAUUGGAAUGAUAUGGCUCCUGGCUCUGGUCAUCAUGUUCCCCUCAGCCCUCAUGUUGACGGUAGAGCAAGAGCGAGGCCACUUCACGGUUUAUAACAACAACUACAACCUGACCUACUUGCUUUACUCUUGCUACGAGAGCUGGCCGGAGCCACAAAUGCGGAAGGUGUACACAAUGGUCCUUUUUGCCCACAUAUACCUGGUUCCCCUCAUUCUCAUCAUCCUUAUGUACGGCCGCAUUGGAGCCAAACUUUACUCCACCACUGUGCUGGUCAACAUCGACCAAUCUAAUGGUGUCCCUCAAGGAAAAUCCCCUGUAUCGCAGAGGAAGAUUAAAGUGAUCAAGAUGUUGAUUGUCGUGGCCCUGCUUUUCAUGCUAUCUUGGCUGCCCCUGUGGACUCUUAUGCUGUUGACUGAUUAUGCACAACUUGAAGGAGAGCAGCUGGAGCUCCUGACGGGCUACAUUUUCCCCUUCUCCCACUGGCUGGCCUUCGCCAACUCAAGCGUCAAUCCCAUUAUCUACGGGUACUUCAACGAGAACUUCAAGAGAGGAUUUCAGGCCGCCUGUCAGCAGACGUCCUGCUGCAGCAAAAGGAGGUUUCGUUUCAGAAAGUCUAAAAGAGGCACUAAGGCUUGUGCACACCUGGAUAGAGCCCUUAACUCAAUCCCCCUAAGCAUGGGUUUGAGGAACAGAGUCUACACAGACAGUGACUUAACAGGUUGCGUUCGCCUUGAGAUGGAGCACAGGAGGGUGUCUAUGGAGAUGAGAAGCUCAGGCGCUGAAGGGGGAAAUGGUGGAAUGUUAAUCAAAAGGGAGCUUCUGGAAAACAUCGAGAGGGUUUCUCCAACAGGAGCUACUGUUUAUCAAGCGUGGGAACUUUGAAUUGGCAUCAUACGUCAAGGUGCAUUUUUUCCCCCCGAUUUUCUUUUUUUAGUUUAGUCGUCUCCAAUUUCACCCAUUACUUAGGACCCCCUCUAUCAAACAAUACUAUCAAUGUUAGGAGGGUGAAGACCAGCACAGGCUUCCUCUGAGACCUGUGAAGCCAGCAACCGCAUCUUUUUGAACUGCCACUCACGCAACGUCAUUGGACAGCCGAAUGCACUCGGAGGAAAGUGCCAACCGGCAGAUCUGUUACGUCAGCUAACAGACGCCUGCGCUGACUAGCAUCGCGUUGGGUGAUGGGGGCAGAAGAGGGGGGGCAUCCUACCCACCCAGAGAGAGCAAGGCCAUUUGUGCUCUCUUAGACUCCCAG